Mustela lutreola (European mink) is the source of this 1849-nucleotide messenger RNA. RefSeq names its product matrix extracellular phosphoglycoprotein (gene MEPE). Gene Ontology annotation, biological process: biomineral tissue development. Gene Ontology annotation, molecular function: extracellular matrix protein binding. The transcript has 4 exons. NCBI's taxonomy places the organism in Eukaryota, Metazoa, Chordata, Mammalia, Carnivora, Mustelidae. The record is from RefSeq and is a predicted model, not a curated record. The coding region runs from base 1 to 1653 and encodes 550 amino acids. Gene Ontology annotation, cellular component: extracellular matrix.
AUGCAAAUUGUCUGUUUGGGACUGCUUCUUUUCGGCGUGACCUGGGCAGCACCAACAUUUCUGCCACAAACUGAGAAAACUAAGGAAGACUGUGUGGAAGAACAGAGGAUAACGUACAAAGGCCACCAUGAGAAACACGGGUAUUAUAUUUUUAAGUAUGUUUACACAUCAUCUGGGAGGAAAAAUCAAAGUGACAUAAAGCAGGAAGAAAAAAAUAAAGACAAUAUUGCUCUUCAAAAUUUUGGUAAAAGAAGAAAUCAAGAGCCAGCACCUAAAGAAAACAUUGCCCAGGAAAGAGAGAAAAACUCUUCCAUUCUUGGAGCCAAUGAAAAUUACCAAAGUAACAAAACCGAAACUCUUUUUGAGAACAGACAGAAAACAAAUGAAGAUGAUAGUAUUAAUAACCAAGGAAAUGCCCACAGUGACCUAAAGAUGUCCAUUUAUCCUGAAUCCACUGGGAAUAAGGGGGCUGAGGAUGAAGACAAUGUUGUGAACAAAUUCCAUAACCAAGAAGAAUAUGGUGCAACUCUCAUCAGAAAUAAUUUGCAGUAUAUAAUGGAGCCAAGGACUGUGACUGAACUCUUGGCAGAGGAAAACAAAGAGAACAAACCCAAGAAUGUUCUAAGCAAAAUCCCAGCAAGUAUGAACUAUGUUAAAGUCUCCUCAAAAGAUAGAAAGAAUUAUCAAAGAGAUUCCCAAGCCCAGAAUAUUCCAGUUAAAAGCAAAAGCACCUACCAUACCCAACACAACAUUGACUAUCCAAAACAGCUCCCGAAAGUCAAAAAAGUCCCCAGUGAUUUUGAAGGCAGUGGUUACCCAGAUCUUCAAGAAAGGGGCGACAAUGAUCUCUCUCCUUUCAGUGGCGAUGGUCAACCUUUUAAGGACAUUUCUGGUAAAGGAGAACCUAUUGGUCCUGACUUAAAAGGUGCAGAUAUUCAAACAGAGUUUUUUGGCCCAACUGAAGCCAAUACCAUCAGUCCUGAUGCACGAGGGCCAGGUUAUAAUGAGAUUCCAGAGAAAGAAGAAAGUGGCAGAAGUACCAUUGGAACCAGGGAUGAAACAAGAAAAGAGGCAAGCACUGCUGAUGUAAGUCUAGUGGAAGGCAGCAAUGAUAUCAUAGGUAGCACCAACUUUAAGGAACUCCCUGGAAAAGAAGGAAACAGAGUAGAUGCCAACAGCCAAAAUGCUCACCAAGGGAAAGUAGAGUUUCAUUACCCUCAUCCUCAUCUACCCUCACAAGAGAAAAAGAAAGAAGGCAGUAGAGAUGUUGCUGAAAGUACGAAUUAUAAUGAAAUUCCAAAAAAUGGCAAAGGUGGUAGCCGAAAAGAUAUGGAGCAUUCUAAUAGGAAUCAAGUAAUCUCAAUUGAAAAACAAAGAUUUCCCAAUAAGGGCAAAAGUCGGGGCCAGCUUGCUCCUUCUCAUGAUCUUGAUAAUGAAAUUAAAAAUGAAAUAGGUUCCCAUAAUGGCCUCAGCAGAAAAAAUCAUUAUGUACCCCACAGACAAAAUUCUACACGGAAUAAGGGCGUGUCACAAAGGAAAGGCUCCUGGGGUUACAGAAAACCCAAUUCCAGGAGAAGGUUUAGCCCCCCUAGAAAGCAUGACAGUAGUGAAUCAUCUGACAGUGGCAGUUCCAGUGAGAGUGAUGGUGAUUAGCUACUAGAAAUUCCCAGCAGGAUUAAGGUUCAAAUAUCUAGUCAUCUGUAACCUUACAGAAAAGGAGAGCCACCUGAGAGCAUACCAGGUGAGAAAGGGCAGAGCAGAGAAUUGAGUAAGCCAAGAAACCUGGCCUCCUGGGGAGAUUUGUUGUUAUUGUAAAAGUCACAGUAUGAGAUUCUAUUCAAAAUUACCA